This is a messenger RNA of Neopelma chrysocephalum (saffron-crested tyrant-manakin), 1754 nucleotides long. It is a transcript of the gene NUP35, whose product is annotated as nucleoporin 35. Gene Ontology annotation, biological process: regulation of DNA-templated transcription; NLS-bearing protein import into nucleus; nuclear pore organization. Gene Ontology annotation, molecular function: phospholipid binding; structural constituent of nuclear pore; single-stranded DNA binding. Gene Ontology annotation, cellular component: nuclear membrane; nuclear pore central transport channel; nuclear pore nuclear basket. Bases 79 to 1215 code for a protein of 378 amino acids. Lineage: Eukaryota; Metazoa; Chordata; Aves; Passeriformes; Pipridae. The transcript has 10 exons. The record is from RefSeq and is a predicted model, not a curated record.
GAAGCCGUGAGGGGAGAGCCGAGCCCGAGCAUAUGCCGGGCCCCGUGAAGGAGCUCCCACGCCCCUUUCCCGCACAAGAUGGCGGGGGGCGGGUCGGAAGUGACGGAGGGAGGAAGCUCCGUCCCGUUUGAAAGCGCCUGGCGGAGCCGCCGCCGCCUCCUACUUCCCGCCCGGGCCGCCAUGGCCGCCUUCGCCAUGGAGCCGCCGCCCGCAGGAGCUGAGCCAAUGACUCUCGGCUCCCCGACAUCUCCCAAACAAGGAGCUGGUGCUCAGUUCCUUCCCGGGUUUUUGAUGGGUGACUUACCUGCACCAGUGACUCCACAGCCACGUGCUUUGUGCGGCCCUUCAGUUGGAGUAAUGGAAACGAGGUCUCCGCUACUUGCAGGAGGAUCUCCCCCACAACCAGUAGUCCCGACACAUAAAGAUAAAGGCGGUGCUCCACCCGUUAGGAGCAUUUAUGAUGAGUUGUCCAGUCCUGGGCUUGGAUCAACACCUCUAACCUCAGGAAGACCAGCCAACUUCUCGUUAACACAGAGCCCAUCAGUUGGAAUUCUGCCAUCAACUCCAGGCACAGCUUCAAGCGUGUUCAGUCCUGCAAGUAUUGGGCAGCCUAGGAAAACUACUCUGUCUCCUGCUCAGCUAGAUCCUUUUUAUACUCAAGGAGAUUCCCUUACUUCAGAAGAUCAACUUGAUGACACAUGGGUAACUGUAUUUGGAUUUCCUCAAGCAUCAGCUUCCUACAUUCUUCUACAGUUUGCUCAGUAUGGAAACAUAUUAAAGCAUGUGAUGUCCAACACAGGAAACUGGAUGCACAUUCGAUAUCAGUCUAAGCUUCAAGCCCGGAAAGCCUUAAGCAAAGAUGGAAGAAUUUUUGGUGAAUCCAUCAUGAUUGGUGUCAAGCCCUGUAUAGAUAAACAUUUGCUAAAGGGAGUGAAUGAAACUCUUUGGCAAGCUGAGUCUGAGCAAAAGAGCGUGAUGGAAAACUCUGAAAGAAGCUCUACAUCCUCAGUGUCUUCGGUUUUCACUCCACCUACAAAAUCUGCUGGCACACCAGUACAACCUGCAAAUAAUACUGCAAGGAUUUCUACAAUGAGACCUCUUGCAACAGCAUAUAAAGCUUCCACUAGUGACUAUCAGGUGGUUUCUGACAGACAGACUCCUAGGAAAGAUGAAAGUAUUGUAUCCAAAGCAAUGGAAUAUGUGUUUGGCUGGUAGUAUCCCAGAGGCAGUAACACACUCAGCUGGUCAGGGUUGGAGCUGGAUCCGUCGUAUAACUACUGGUGGUGUUUUAUCUCCCAUAGCGCCUGUUAUGCCUUCAGUUAAUUCAGCAGACAUGUAGCUUGCACUUUAAAUGAUGGCAAUGUACAUGUGGGUUUGCAAACUGAGUUCAGUGUAAAUAAAAGUGCUUUAUUCCCAUUUGUGCUCCAAUUGCAUGAUUGUAGAAAAAAUGUCAGCACUGACUUCUCUAUAAUUACUUUCUGUGAGUUAUUUCCCAGUAAGUUGGAAAUGCUUAAAAUGGCAGCUACAUUUACUGAUGCCUUUAAUUUUUUAUUUUUUUCCCCUCUGGAGAGACGAUGGGUUACUUGCAGGAAGAAAACUAUGCACAGCUGGCUCCCAGGGACAGGGGCUGUUCUUUUAUUUUUUUUUAAAUUAAGAUUCAUUGCUGUUUUAUAAUUAUCUCUGGCAUACUGUUCUAAAUGUCAUAGCAGCCUUUGAACACUUUUUUUUUUAUUAAUAAAGAUCAAGUGAAGUUU